GGAGGUGGAGCCGAACCUCCGAGGCCCUGAGAUAGUCACCAUGGGGGAGAACGACCCGCCCGCGGCCGAAGCCCCCUUCUCCUUCCGCUCGCUUUUCGGCCUUGACGACUUGAAGAUAAGUCCGGUUGUGCCAGAUGCAGACGAAGUCGCCGCGCAGAUCCUGUCGCUGCUGCCUCUCAAGUUCUUCCCCAUCAUUGUCAUCGGGGUCAUCGCGUUGAUCCUGGCGCUGGCCAUCGGCCUGGGCGUCCACUUCGACUGCUCCGGGAAGUACCGGUGCCGUUCGUCUUUCAAGUGUGUCGAGCUGACGGCCCGGUGCGACGGGGUCUCAGACUGCAGAGACGGGGAGGACGAGUACCGGUGUGUCCGCGUGAGCGGCCAGAGCGCCGUGCUCCAGGUGUUCGCGGCUGCCUCGUGGAGGACCGUGUGCGCCGAUGACUGGAAAGGCCAGUACGCGGAAGUUGCCUGCGGCCAGCUGGGCUUUCCCAGCUACGUCAGCUCCGACAGCCUCCGGGUGAGCUCGGUCGAGGAGCAGUUCCAGGAGGACUUCGUGUCCAUCAACCACCUCUUGCCAGACGACAAGGUGACGGCCCUGCACCACGCCGUGUACGUCAGGGAGGGAUGUGCCUCGGGUCACGUGGUCACCUUGAAGUGCACAGCCUGUGGCCUGCGGACGGGCUACAGCCCGCGCAUCGUGGGUGGGAACACGUCCUGGCCGGCGCAGUGGCCCUGGCAGGUCAGCCUGCAGUUCCAGGGCUACCACCUGUGCGGGGGCUCCGUCAUCACCCCGUUGUGGAUCGUCACCGCGGCACACUGCGUCUACGACCUGUACCUCCCCAAGUCCUGGACCAUCCAGGUGGGGCUCGUGUCCUUGCUGGACAGCCCGGCCCCAUCCCACAUGGUGGAGAAGAUCGUCUACCACAGCAAGUACAAGCCCAAGAGGCUGGGCAAUGACAUCGCGCUCAUGAAGCUGGCCGGGCCGCUCACGUUUGACGAGAUGAUCCAGCCCGUCUGCCUGCCCAACUCGGAGGAGAACUUUCCAGACGGGAAGUUGUGCUGGACGUCGGGAUGGGGUGCCACCGAGGACGGAGCAGGCGACGCCUCCCCCGUCCUGAACCACGCGGCCGUCCCUCUGAUUUCCAACAAGAUCUGCAACCACAGGGAGGUGUACGGCGGCAUCAUCUCCCCGUCCAUGCUCUGCGCGGGCUACCUGAAGGGCGGCGUAGACAGCUGCCAGGGGGACAGCGGGGGGCCCCUGGUGUGCCAGGAGAGGAGGGUGUGGAAGUUGGUGGGAGCGACCAGCUUCGGCAUCGGCUGUGCAGAGGUGAACAAGCCCGGCGUCUACACCCGCAUCACCUCCUUCCUGGACUGGAUCCACGAGCAGAUGGAGAGGGACCUGAAAACUUGAACAGCGAGGGGACAAGCCGCCACCGCGUGUUCCCGCGGUGACAGAGACAGCCUGGCCCUCCCUGGCCCCCGUGUGGGAAUGCGGACGUGAGCAGAUGGCCUCCGUGCUCUGCUCUCUGUUACCCGUGGCAGAGCCGAGGGCAGCUUCCCUCACCCUCCAGGCCCGGCACGGCUGCUUCUGACGCCUGUGAUCUCUCGCCUCGGGCUGAAAUGACCUUGGAGCUCUUUCCCACCUUCGCUGAGAACGGAAGCAGGGCGCCUCCCAGGGGCUGCCCUUCCCAUCCGUCCCCUGGUUUUCUCCACGGGGGCCACGCAACAUUCCCGGCGAGACGUUCGGCAGUCUCAUGCGCAGAGCAACCCACGGCCGCCUGGCAGAGACGCGCCACCCGGAACCACAGGAGUGCGCCACUGUGGACGCAGCCAUCUGCACGUCUCUACCCUGGGGGCCAGGACCAAACCCACAUGUUCUGUUCCCAAGAUCUACUUCUACGUGUGGGGAACUUAAUCUGUGGAUGAUUAGUUGUAAGGUGUAUUAUCAUUAUUUGUCUGUAGCAUUUGGUGCUUGACGUACGUAUCAUUGUCUCUUGCUUCUAAAAAAUGUAUGUGCUCCGGGCUCACCCAUUGAGGGACACUUGUCACCCGUUUGUCAGGCUAGUUUGAACGGAUGCUGAUUGCAUGUGU
Molecule: messenger RNA, 2085 nt
Organism: Microcebus murinus (gray mouse lemur)
Lineage: Eukaryota; Metazoa; Chordata; Mammalia; Primates; Cheirogaleidae
Gene: TMPRSS3
Product: transmembrane serine protease 3
Biological process (GO): proteolysis
Cellular component (GO): membrane
Molecular function (GO): serine-type endopeptidase activity; protein binding
Source: RefSeq, a predicted model, not a curated record